GUGACUUUGGUCUCCACCGGCCACCAUGGAUUGGAAAACGCUGCAGGCACUGCUCAGCGGGGUCAACAAGUACUCCACAGCCUUUGGCCGCAUCUGGCUCUCCGUGGUCUUCGUCUUCCGUGUCCUGGUCUAUGUGGUGGCGGCCGAGCGCGUGUGGGGGGACGAGCAGAAGGACUUUGACUGCAACACGCGACAGCCGGGCUGUACCAACGUCUGCUACGACUACUUCUUCCCCAUCUCUCACAUCCGCCUCUGGGCCCUGCAGCUCAUCUUUGUCACUUGUCCCUCCCUCCUGGUCAUCAUGCACGUGGCCUACCGGGAGGACCGCGAGAAGAAGAACCGGGAGAAGAACGGGGAGAACUGCCCCAAGCUCUACAGCAACACGGGCAAGAAGCACGGCGGGCUGUGGUGGACCUACCUGCUCAGCCUCUUCUUCAAGCUCAUCAUAGAGAUCCUGUUCCUCUACCUCCUCCACAAGAUGUGGGACAGCUUCGACUUGCCACGGCUGGUCAAGUGCACCAACGUGGAUCCCUGCCCCAACACCGUGGACUGCUACAUCGCCCGGCCCACCGAGAAAAGGGUCUUCACCUAUUUCAUGGUCGGAGCCUCCUCCAUCUGCAUCAUCCUCACCGUCUGUGAGAUCUUCUACCUCAUCUUCAAGCGAGUUGUCCGCGGUGCACGGAAGUGGAAGAAAUCCAAGCGCUCCGUCAGCUACAGCAAGGCCUCCACCUGCCACUGCCACCUCAAGCCGGAGGAGAAGGACAACAAGUCCCAGACUAGAGGAGAGGAGCUGUGAGCUCGCCCGUCCCAGCUGGUUCACAUUCCCCUUGGCCCAGCAGCUUUUCCAGCCACCCCUGAACCCUCAAGAGUCAACAAACUGGGUGAAAAAUGACUAAACCCAACAAACUAACAUCCCUGGAGAGAGACCCAUGGGUGCUUGAGCAGACACAGGUAAGGCGAGGGCAGCCCUGGAGCUCUGCCAGAGUUGUGCCACAAGCU
Messenger RNA from Neopelma chrysocephalum (saffron-crested tyrant-manakin), 999 nucleotides. It is a transcript of the gene GJB3, whose product is annotated as gap junction protein beta 3. The transcript has 2 exons. Gene Ontology annotation, biological process: cell communication. The record is from RefSeq and is a predicted model, not a curated record. The coding region runs from base 26 to 796 and encodes 256 amino acids. Gene Ontology annotation, cellular component: connexin complex. Lineage: Eukaryota; Metazoa; Chordata; Aves; Passeriformes; Pipridae.